This is a messenger RNA of Rhineura floridana, 946 nucleotides long. RefSeq names its product neurocalcin delta (gene NCALD). Bases 351 to 932 code for a protein of 193 amino acids. Gene Ontology annotation, molecular function: actin binding; calcium ion binding; tubulin binding. The transcript has 4 exons. The record is from RefSeq and is a predicted model, not a curated record. Lineage: Eukaryota; Metazoa; Chordata; Lepidosauria; Squamata; Rhineuridae. Gene Ontology annotation, biological process: calcium-mediated signaling. Gene Ontology annotation, cellular component: cytosol.
CCCGGAUGGGUUCAAACGUGCACACACACGAGUAUGACAAACGACCUAUUGAAGUGGUUUCAGACCGCGGUGCUGCGGUUGCCACGACAACCAAUGCUCUUUAGCUUUGCAUCGGGCCAUGUGACAGCGACUUUGACGUCAGCCGGAGGCAGGGCAUGUGGCUGGAGAGUCUACGGAGCCAAAGCCUUGUGUGAGAAUCUCUGGCGGAUGCUGCUGGGCUUAUCUCGCUCGCUCUCUUGCUGCUGCCGCCGCCUUCCUUGGGCUGCCAGAGCAUGGAGUAUUAAAGAACUGCAUUUCUGCGCUGCGAGGUAAAGACUCUUCAGAAAAUCUGGUAAGAUCCUGACACCAAAAUGGGGAAACAGAACAGCAAGUUACGCCCCGAAGUCAUGCAAGAUUUGCUAGAAAGCACAGACUUUACAGAACACGAAAUCCAAGAAUGGUACAAAGGCUUUCUGAGAGACUGUCCAAGUGGACAUUUGUCCAUGGAGGAGUUUAAGAAAAUCUAUGGGAAUUUUUUUCCUUACGGGGACGCUUCUAAAUUUGCUGAACAUGUGUUCCGCACAUUUGACGCUAAUGGCGAUGGAACAAUAGACUUCAGAGAAUUUAUCAUAGCCUUGAGUGUGACGUCCCGAGGGAAACUGGAGCAAAAGCUGAAGUGGGCUUUCAGCAUGUAUGACCUGGAUGGAAAUGGAUACAUCAGCAAGGCAGAGAUGUUGGAAAUAGUCCAGGCAAUCUACAAGAUGGUUUCUUCAGUUAUGAAGAUGCCAGAAGACGAAUCAACACCCGAGAAAAGAACAGAGAAAAUAUUUCGCCAGAUGGACACCAACCGGGAUGGAAAACUUUCUCUGGAAGAAUUUAUUCGAGGAGCCAAGAGUGAUCCAUCUAUCGUCCGUCUCCUUCAGUGUGACCCCAGCAGCGCUGGGCAAUUUUAAAACAGUUGCUUGGA